Brettanomyces nanus is the source of this 1095-nucleotide messenger RNA. RefSeq lists its product as uncharacterized. The record is from RefSeq and is a predicted model, not a curated record. NCBI's taxonomy places the organism in Eukaryota, Fungi, Ascomycota, Pichiomycetes, Pichiales, Pichiaceae. The coding region runs from base 1 to 1095 and encodes 364 amino acids. The transcript has a single exon.
AUGAUGAAAGCUCUAACCUACUUAAAGCCUGGUGUCAUCAGAUGGCAAAACGUUGCCAAGCCAAAGCUUCUUAAAUCUACCGAUGUUAUCGGUAAGUUGGUUGCAACUACUAUUUGUGGUUCUGACCUUCAUAUUAUUAAAGGUGAUUGCCCAGAAUCCACCGUUAUCGCAGAAAACAACCCUGGAAGAGGUCUUAUUUUAGGCCAUGAGGGUAUUAUUAAGGUGAAGGAGGUCGGAUCGGAUGUGAAGAAGUUCAAACCUGGUGAUGUUUGUAUCGUUUCCUGUAUUACAUCAUGUGGUAGCUGCUACUAUUGCAAGAAUGAUCUUCAGGCUCAUUGCAUGAACAGUGAGGGUACUUCUGGUUGGAUCUUGGGUCAUGAGAUCGAUGGUACUCAGGCUGAGUACAUGAGAGUUCCAUUUGCUGAUUACUCUAUGUACAAGGCUCCAAAGGGAAUCUCCAACGAUUCUCUUUUGAUGUUGAGUGAUAUCUUACCUACUUCUUACGAGGUUGGUGUCAUAUCUGGUCAAGUCAAGGAGGGUGAUACUGUUGCCAUUGUUGGUUUAGGUCCUGUCGGUCUUUCCGCUUUGAUUGGUGCCAAGGCACUCAAUCCAAAGGAAAUUAUUGCAAUUGAUAUGGAUGAUGCAAGAUUGGAAGUCGCCAAGAAGCUUGGUGCCACCAAGACCGUCAACCCAAGUAAGACCGAUGCCGUUGCCUUUGUCAUGGAAAACACCAAGAGUGCUGACAAGAAGCCUGGUGUCGAUGUCGCCAUUGAGUGUGUCGGUGUCCCAGCCACAUUUGAGAUGUGCGAGGAUCUUAUUGGCCCAGGCGGUGCUGUCGCCAACGUUGGUGUCCACGGUAAACCUGUCUCUUUGAAGUUGCAGGAUCUUUGGAUUAAGAACAUUAAGAUCACCACUGGUUUGGUCUCCGCUUAUUCAACUGCUGACUUGUUGCACAAGGUCAUUAAGGGUGAUUUGGAUCCUUCUCCAUUGGUUUCUCAUCACUUCAAGAUGAACGAGUUUGAGCAUGCUUACGAUAUCUUUAAGAAUGCUUCUGCUAACAACGCUAUCAAGAUGGUUUUGACCAACGAUAACUAA